Molecule: messenger RNA, 1875 nt
Organism: Hypoxylon trugodes
Lineage: Eukaryota; Fungi; Ascomycota; Sordariomycetes; Xylariales; Hypoxylaceae
Product: pseudouridine synthase
Exons: 1
Coding region: 177-1619 (480 amino acids)
Biological process (GO): pseudouridine synthesis
Molecular function (GO): pseudouridine synthase activity; RNA binding
Source: RefSeq, a predicted model, not a curated record
AUCUUGGCAUCCUCGAUUUUGCAAGGACCCCGCGAUCGAACGGAAGUUAAAUGUCUAGGGAGUCAACUUCGCAAUCACAUUAGGCCAUGAAUUCUGUUUUGUCCUUUUUGACAAGAGGUCCCAUCUUUUCCAGAGGCAAACGGCAUUGACAAGUGAAGCAGCCCCGUUGGCCUGUCAUGAGUCAGAUCCUUCAAGGGCCGAAUGCUUCGGCUACGGCAUCCGCCACGAUUGACACGCCGGCAAUCGAAGCAUUAUCAAUCACGGAUCCAGUAACUCCUUCAGAAGAAACGACAGCACCGGCUCCCGACCUAAAGACCCCAGACCCCAAUGCUUUGCCGGCACCAUACUACAUUGAGAAUGGGCUGCGACGCGUUGCUCCUUACCAUUUCACCUAUAAGACUUGGUGCAAGCAACGAUGGAGAGGGAGGAAACUUAUAGACAUAUUUGAAAGCGAGUUUAGGGAUAGACCGCUAGCAUACUAUAAGAACGCCAUGGAGACAGGUCAAAUAUGCGUCGAUGGCAAGCCGACUAGUCCCGACCAUAUUCUUAAGAAUGGAGAGCUGGUGUCACAUACAAUACACCGACAUGAGCCACCAGUCACAGCAGAUCCAAUAGGGAUCCUUCACGAAGACGAUGACAUGAUUGUUAUCAACAAGCCCUCCGGCAUACCGGUUCACCCUGCGGGAAGAUAUAAUUUCAACUCUGUCAUCGAAAUCAUGAAAGCUGGGAGGAGCCCGGAUUGGAUUCCAUACACUUGCAACAGGCUCGACAGAUUAACUAGCGGUAUCAUGUUCGUUGGAAAAAAUGCCAAGGCCGCUGCUCGGUUGGGCGUGCAAAUUAAGCAAAGAAGUGUGCGAAAAGAGUACGUCGCUAGAGUCAUUGGCAAUUUUCCUGAUGAGGAAAUAGUCUGCAACCAGCCGCUGCUCCAAAUUUCUCCCAAGCUAGGGUUAAAUCGAGUACGGGCAGCUGGAAAAACGGCCCGAACAGUCUUCAAGAAGCUCGCGUACUACCCACCAGAGGAACCGAGUCGAAGAGAACAAGUUGAAAAUGCUUCAAAAGCGAACGGUGCCGAUAAGGAGAAAGACAGGCCAUGGCUUCGUAAAGAAGGAUACUCGAUCGUGCGAUGCCUUCCAGUUACUGGUAGAACUCACCAAAUACGGGUCCAUCUUCAGCAUCUAGGACAUCCUAUCCAGAACGACCCCAUUUAUGCCAAUCAAAGGGUCUGGGGAAUAAACCUCGGUUACAACGAUCCCGAGGGGCUUGAGAACACAGACGAUGAUAUAAUCACACGCCUAAACCGCAUGGGGAAAGAAGAAGUAGCUGAUGCUGUCGCUUACCAUGAUGAAAUGGUGGACGAGUAUUACAAGAAGAAAGCGGAGAAGAUGUCCGGCGAGCUAUGCGAGGUCUGCGACACACCAUUAUACACGGACCCAGGACUUCAGGAACUAUCGUUGUGGUUACAUAGUCUUCGAUAUGAAGAUGCAGGCGGUGAUUGGAGCUAUGUUAGCCCUCUUCCCGAUUGGGCUUUACCCCCAUCUGGCAUGUCAGGACCUACAGAAGUAGGAGGUAUGGAGGAAUUGGUGUCGGCGGUAAAGGAUGUCAACCCCGAAAUCGCUUGAUUCCUAAUUCGCCAGCCUUUUACCGAAGACCUCCGAAUACUCGGAGAGAGUAAUGAGGGUUGUCCCUUAAUCGAUCCACAAAGGGUUCAAAGUCGCGUCAAGUUGAUCGGACCGCUCGUCUCGGCAUGCAUCUCUUGCAUGAUGCAGGGUGAUGUUUUACCAUCAUCCUCAGGGCUCCAAUUUUCUCUCCGUCUACCUAGGCCGCACUUGCGAGUGCUAAACUAGAACGAGAUUAGUUAGUCUUUAGGAUGCAUCC